Messenger RNA from Larimichthys crocea (large yellow croaker), 4014 nucleotides. RefSeq names its product ABC transporter F family member 4. The record is from RefSeq and is a predicted model, not a curated record. Bases 158 to 2632 code for a protein of 824 amino acids. NCBI's taxonomy places the organism in Eukaryota, Metazoa, Chordata, Actinopteri, Sciaenidae. Gene Ontology annotation, molecular function: protein binding. The transcript is spliced from 15 exons.
CCACUUCCCAUGAUGCAUUUCGAAGGGGGGCGUCGUCACGCUCAUGGCCGCACGCUGCAUAGCGAGCAUGAAGUGAACUGUUAAUAACUCCUCAAUAAUAUUCCCAGUGUUUGUCCCCGGUCCUCAGUCCGGUCCAGUCCAGUCCAGUCGGUCCAGCAUGGCCCCAGAGGAGGACGAAGCUCUGCUGUUCCUCAUCUACCAGCACCUGAAGGUGAACGGCUACAAGAAGGCAGCCAAGGUGCUGGAAAAACACGUUACCCAGCUGGAGACACCAGAGGAGACUUCCAACCUACAAGAUAUCUACACAGGCUGGAUGAAGCUGUGCUCUCUAGCUCAAGAUGCCAAGCAGGAGACUGAAGACUCCACGAGUUUAAAGAAGGAGGGCAUCAAACCAGAGCCUGCCACCAGCGAAGAAGAAGGAGGAGGAGGAGGAGGAGAGGGCAAGGACGUCAAACCCUGCAACACCACAGAAGAAAACAACGUGGACGCCAAACCUCCACCUGAGUCAGUGACGGACGCUGAGGCGGUGUCUGAGCAGCUGAAUCCUGAAGGUGAAACCAAAACAACACAAGCAGACGGUGAGAGCUCCGACUCCUCUGACAGCGAGGAAGAAAAGAAGACGGAGGAGAAGAAGAUGGAGGAGGAGGAGGAAACAAAAACAGAGCAGGAGUCAGAUCCUAUUGAAGUGCAUGCCGAGGUACCCAACAAGGCAGAAAGCUCCUCAGACGCUGAGGAGGCGGCGGUCGAGCCGACCCCGGGCGAUUCGGGACAGGUCGACCCCAGACAAGCUGCCUGCGAUCAGGCCGAGGAUCAGCUCGCAGCUCAGCCUGAUCCGAGCGGUUUAGACAGCGAGAGGGGUGAGGAGCAUAAAGAGGACGGCGAUGGGCUGAAGCAGGAGAGCGAAGCAGCCACAGAUGUGAUCCAGGUGAAGGUCACAGAUGAAACCUCUGCAUCCGAACAGACAGCUGUCAGUCAAACGGAGGCCGCACCUUCCUCCACUCAGGAGGCAGAAGAUGAGGAAGGCGGAGCUGCAGAGCAGCUCAGCCAGGACGAGCCCAGCACGUCGGAGCCGACGGCUCAGGAGACCAACGACGAGCCGGCAGAGGCCGAAGCCCCGCCCCUCGCAGAGCCCGACUCUGAAAAUCCAAAAGAGGAGAAAGAAGAGGAGGAUGAAUCAAAGUCGACAGAGGACAGCGACCUCACGCCUCCUCUGAAGCCUGAAGAAGAAACGGAGACGACGACGACUGCAGAGGAGCAAAGCAGCACGACGGAGCUCGCCAUCACUGACGCUGAAAAUGUGACCGUGGCGGCGGCAGAAGAACGAGUCGACCCGGAGGUCUCCAUCAUCCUCAACAUAGUCGAAGGCGGUGAAGCAGCCGAGCAAGAAACAAACCCAGAGCUCCCCGAGGAAGCGCCCGAGUCGUGCAAAGAUGCCAAAACACCAAAGAAGAAGAAAAAGAAGAACAAAGAGGGCGUAGAGACGGCGAGCACAGACACAUCCGUCACAGAUACACAAAGUGACACUCCUCUUUCCCCCAAGACGGCCAGGAAGAAAAAGAAAGACAAAAAGAGACCGGAAGAGGUCGUGGAGGAGGAUCAGAAGAAAGAGGAGGAAGAGGAGGUGGUGGUGGAGGAGGAGGAGGAGGAGGAGCAGGAAGAGGACGUGUCUCAGACCACUCCAUCAAAGAAGAAGAAGAAGGCAAAGAAAAGAAAAAGGGAGAGAGAUGAAGCGGAGGAGAGAGACGAGGACGCUCCUGUGACUCCUUCGGAAAACAAAAUCAAAAAGAUUAGAGAGGUGGAAGAGGAGCAGAGCGAGGCUGUGGAGGUGGAGGUGGAGGUGGAGGAGGUGGUGGAGAAUCUUGUGAGUUCGGCGGAGGCAACGGAGGAGAAAAAGAAGAAGAAGAAAAAGAGGAAAAAGGAGGGAGGACAAGAAACAGUGGAGGUGCAGUCUGAUGAAAAACCAGCAGAGGGCGACAAAGACACAGAAAAGACUCCUGAUGCCACAGAUGAAACCGCCGCUCAGCUCUCCUCAGCCAAGAAGAGACGCCUGAGGAAGAAGCUCAGCCUGAAGAAGAGACUGAGACUCCAGAGAAAAGAGGAAACGAUGAAGAAGAGCAGCAGCAUGGCUUCAGGACAAACCUCCGCAGGAAGCAAGAAGCUCACAGGCAAAAAGAAACGAAAACAGACCCAGGAGGCAGCAGAGGAGACGCCUCGACCAAAACCAGCCAAAAGACCUCAACCCGGGGACGACGACGCACCAAAGAAGAAGAAAAAGACGAACGCCGAACUAGAGGAGAACUCCUCAAAGGAAAACCAGCCGCCCAAGAAGAAAAAGAAGAAGAGCUUGGCGGCAGAGGACGACGGUGGAAGCGGCGUGGUGAGCGCCGAGCCUUCCGAAGUUGACUCGUCUGCACCUUCAAAGGAGGCGAAGAAGAAGAAAAAGAAGAAGAUGAAGGCUGGAAAAGAGGAAGAGCCAACUCCCGUCACUGUGAGCUCAGCUGAGCCUGCGAAGAAAAAGAAGAAGAACAGAUUAAAGCAGAAACUGGAGGAGACAGAAGCGGCCGCGGACGAACAAACUCCUCCAACAGCUUCUAAGAAAAAGAAGUCCAAAAAGACGAUCACAGCUGAUUAAAUCUGGUGGUCAACGUCCGUGGAGAACGAUUUGUAUCUUGGACCUGAAACCCCCAAAAAACAACCCGACAUUCUGCGUAAUGUUUGUGCCUUUCCUCCUCCUCCUCUGAAAAGACAAACUUUUAGUAUCAUCACGUUUAGUUUUUUUUAUGUUUCGUCGUCUUUUUGCUCUAAAAGUGUGAAAACUGUUCAACUCACACUUCAUUUGUGUUCUUAAAGCAGAGCAAACAUUAUUCUGUUGUCAUGUUCACACAGCAUUUCUCACUGUGAGCUUCCUACCAAGGUCAGUUAGAUAUUUGGAGGUUUAAGAAGAAUUCAUAUGAUAAAUCGGCCGAUUUAUAUAAAAACAAUCUUCAUCUUCAUCCCUUUUUAAAAAAAAGAAAUAAACUAAACAUUUCAAAGGAGUCUCUGACCUUCAGUGUUGCAUUAAUUGGCACUAAUCAGCUGAUUUUAUUGGUGUAGCUCUACCUCGUAACAGCUUUUCUUUUUAUAACUGGAAGCUCCAUCGACGUUAAAUCAGUUAUUUUCUACGUUUCUUUAACUUUUUAUUCAACUACAAAAGCCUAACUUGACUGAUUUGGCAAUAAAAUGCUGAAUUUUUUAUUAAAAACGUGUCAAAAUGAGGAAAAAGCCUUUUUAUUGUGCGGAGCCCGAGUGAAAAUAAAAAAAAAAAAAGUACCAAAAGUCAAAGAAAAAUCCUCGCAGUGGAAAAUCAGAGACUGUUUGGAGGUUGAUUAUCCAAAUUGUUGGAGUUAGUUCUUCUUACUUUCAGCUGACUGAUUGUUUCAGCUCUAAUUACAAAUCUGAGCAGACGUUUGAUGUCAAAUUUGGGACCUGAGCAUUACUGCUACUCUACCUCUACCCUAAGCCUAAGCUGCAGUUUGAAUCUACAUCUACAUCAACAGUGACAGAAAUGAUGGAGGUAAACUUUCAUAAUCAGAUCUCUUCUUGGAAAUCUAAUUCAGGAACUCUGAAUGUCUCAUUGUUAGCGUCGUCCUCUGUUGGUUCACUGGGUACGACCGGUGAGAACUCAGUUUAAGGGAACAAGCUGUGAAACAUUUCAAACAGAUUUCUGAUGAACUUAUAUUCAUAGUUAGAUAUUUUUCUGUGUUUGAGGUAAAAAAAGAAAAAGUAGUUUCUGAGUUUUGUGUUUAUUCUUUGGGUCAUGAAGCUGUGAAAUUCAGUUUUUCUGUGUUUUGUUUACAGAGUUUUGUUGUUUACAUGCUGUUUUUCUUUAUAAUCCCCAUGAGCUGGUAACUGUGCAUCUGAUUAAAGCUUCCUGUUGCUUGGGGGGAAUAUUAAUGAGUCUCACUACGUGCAUUUUCUUUUUUUUUCUGUUCCUGAACCAACAUGUGAAAAAAUAAAAAACUGUUACAGCUUUCA